UGAGUCACAGCUGGGAGGCCUCACAGCUUCCCCCUCCCCGGCGGCAGGUCCCGGCAGGCGCACACCCCAUUGCUCCUCCCCGCUUCAAAAGGAAGGAAAGGGCAAGCCCUGGCCCUCCGCGAGCGGGUGUGAGCGCAGCCAAGGUGCUCAAGCCCUCAACCCUCUGAAAGCCCUUUGUGCUGGUGCUCCACAGAGGACGGACCCACUCAGCGCAGCAGUGAGCGAUCCCUCCCCGCGCCGCUGGGAUGGAGAGUCGGCAGCACAGCGCCACCGAAGAGCCUGAGAUCGAGCUGUUCGUGAAGGCUGGUCUGGAUGGAGAGAACAUCGGGAACUGCCCCUUCUGCCAGCGCCUCUUCAUGGUGCUGUGGCUGAAAGGGGUCAAGUUCAACGUCACCACAGUGGACAUGACCAGGAAACCUGAGGAGUUGAAGGACUUAGCACCGGGCACCAACCCACCCUUCUUGCUGUUCAACAAGGAGCUGAAAACAGACUUCAUCAAGAUUGAGGAGUUCCUGGAGCAGACCCUGGGCCCACCCACGUAUCCGCGCCUCACCCCCAAGUACAAGGAGUCCUUCGAUGUGGGGAGUGACAUCUUUGCCAAGUUCUCAGCGUACGUCAAGAACCCACGCAAGGAAGCGAAUAUCAGCUUUGAGAAGGCCCUGCUGCGGGAGUUCCAGCGCCUGGACGUUUACCUGAACACGCCUCUCCCUGACGAGAUCGACCAGGACAGUGUGGAGGAUGUCACCGUCUCCAAGAGGAGGUUUCUGGAUGGAGACCAUCUGACGCUGGCUGACUGCAACCUCCUGCCCAAACUGCACAUCAUCAAGACUGCAGCCAAAAAGUACCGCGACUUUGAGAUCCCGGCAGACAUGACGGGCGUGUGGCGGUACCUCACCAACGCCUACGCCUGCGACGAGUUCAGCCACACGUGUCCUGCGGAUGAGGAGAUCGAGCACACCUAUGCCAGCGUGGCCAGGAAGAUGACCUAACCCGCAGGGGACACCCCCCCCCCCAGACCGGAGGGGCUCACAGCACUGCUGCCCCCUGCCCUUCCGAAUAGUGCCUUGCUUCACACCGCUCCUCCUUCCGCUCCUCGGGCAAGGACCCAUCCCUGCGUGGUCCCACUGCAGCCGCAUCCCUGCUCCCCGAAACUGGCCUCGUGGCCUGUGCCUGUGUGUCAUGGGCAACGGGGAGCGCUCGCCUGCCUCAGCAGCACUGUGCGGAACAGCAGCUGAGAGAUCCCCCCUCCAUGGCUCGGCCAGCUCUGCCUCCCCAGCCGCUGCUGCAGCUGCUUUGCCAGCCCUGCGCAGUCCCAGCCGUGCCAUAGGCUCAGGAAGAGGUGUCCCAGGGUCCCAGCACACCUCCUGGGCUGGAGCUGUUGGAGUCACCCUUCUGCACAGCACCCCACAGCCUGCGUUUGGGCAAGCCCGUUUUUCCACCACAGCAUCCAGACUCCAUGUGAAGAACCGAAAGGCUCCAUCCCCAGUAGUUUGUUGCAGUGACACAUUGUUCUCACUGCUCAGGUGUAGUAACAUGCAUCCUACUGCCCAUUAGGACAUGAAGGCAGGUGGGUGGCUCUUGGUGUGAGAGUGCCAGGACCUGUUGUGGAAGGGAAGGGGGGUGCAGAGGCAUGUAAAGGCCUGAGGAUGGAGGGCUGAGGAUCAGGGCAUCCCUUCCCUGUGUACCAGAACCCAGAGCCAUGUGCUGCUUGCUGCAAGGUCCCAUGUGGCUCCUGCAAGCUAAGAAACCUCUCCCUGUCUUGCAAGAUGCUGCAGGAGAUACAGCCGCGUGCACCUCAGUCCUCACCAGCACGUCAGGUGCCUGACUGGCUGAUG
Neopsephotus bourkii (Bourke's parrot) is the source of this 1835-nucleotide messenger RNA. RefSeq names its product chloride intracellular channel protein 2-like. The transcript has 6 exons. NCBI's taxonomy places the organism in Eukaryota, Metazoa, Chordata, Aves, Psittaciformes, Psittacidae. The record is from RefSeq and is a predicted model, not a curated record. Gene Ontology annotation, molecular function: chloride channel activity. The coding region runs from base 246 to 989 and encodes 247 amino acids. Gene Ontology annotation, biological process: negative regulation of ryanodine-sensitive calcium-release channel activity; chloride transmembrane transport.